ACAGUUUUGCAAAAGGCCAUUCUGAAUCCGAGAUCAUGAAAAAAGGUAGAUGGUAUUCAAAUGCUUAUAAAACUUAUAUUAGAAAUCAGUGAAAUAUAUUUUAUCACAAUAGGGCAAGAAAAAAGUGUUUGGAUAGUCGGCUCAUCCAUUAUCAAGUGGGCUUUCCAACGAGCGAGCCUUUCACCCGAAAAAUCUCAUUUGGGUCUUAGACGUCUUAAUUAUCACAUCCUUUGGCAGGGCAAGGGUGGCCUAACUUGGAAAAAACUGUUUCCCCGCAUUCAGCUACUACUAAGGUAUGAACCAUCACCUGAUGUUUUAAUUGUUCACUGUGGUGGUAAUGAUAUAGGUAAUGUGCCUUUACUUGAUCUACGCUUAAUGAUGAAAGAAACAUUUCAAAUGAUUCAGUCUAAACUUCCAAAUACUAUCAUGGGGUGGUCUCAUAUUCUUCCCAGAUCUUCAUGGCGCUACAGUAAGAAUGUUAAAUCUCAAAAUCUCGCAGUCAAAAGAAUUAACAGUUUUAUGAGCAAAUUGUUUGUUGUUAAUAAUGGUUUUUAUAUCAGUUAUCCCGAGAUAUCUUGGGAUGCUAACGGAUUGUUUGUUAAAGAUGGUGUUCAUCUUUCCGACCUUGGCAAUGACAUUUUUCUAUAUAAUUUACAAAGUAAAUUGCAACAAGUCUGCUCUUCCAAUGGCGAACGUAGGUGCCGGUCAAUUUAAGCGUCGCUCAUCCUCCAAAAAUUUUUUUUUUUUGGCGGUGGUUGUUCUCCCUUUGCUUGAACAACCAUGUGGCGAUAUUUCGCGACGCUUUUGGCUUUCAUAGAUUUGAUAGCAUUAUUAUACUGAGUAUCUGUUCCCAGUACGAGUAUAAUUUUGUCUAUCUUUUUCAAUCAUAAAGCCAAUAAUGUAUAAUGUCAUAAUGU
This is a messenger RNA of Saccostrea cuccullata (small rock oyster), 917 nucleotides long. RefSeq lists its product as uncharacterized. The record is from RefSeq and is a predicted model, not a curated record. Lineage: Eukaryota; Metazoa; Mollusca; Bivalvia; Ostreida; Ostreidae. Bases 61 to 714 code for a protein of 217 amino acids. The transcript has a single exon.